CAUCCUCAACUACAACGAGCGCGUGCCGCCCAUCGUGUCGCACCUGACGUUUGCGCACGAGAUCGGCCACACGCUCGGCUCCUCGCACGACCUGCCGGAGAACAACAAGCCCGAGUGCGUGCCGGGCGGCUUCAACGGCAACUUCAUCAUGUACCCGUACUCGGUGUCGGGCUACGACCCCAACAACUCGCGCUUCUCGCCGUGCAGCCACCGGCUCAUCUCGCGCGUGCUGGACAUCAUCGCGGAGGGCAAGCGGCGGCAGUGCUUCAUCUCCACCGUGCCCAGCUACUGCGGGAACCGGGUGCGCGAGCCCGGCGAGGAGUGCGACUGCGGCUUCUCGGCCGACAUCUGCUCGGACCGCUGCUGCUACCCCCGGCUGCUCACCGACGCCGACCGUGAUGCGAACCGCUCGGCGGCCGGCUGCGCGCGCCGCGCCGACACCCAGUGCAGGUCGGAGACCGACUGUCAGCUGCGCUCCACGUGCAACGGCUCCAGCUCCACCUGCCCACCGCCGGCACACAAACCCAACAUGACCGAGUGCCAGAAGGGCUCCAAGGUCUGCAUCGCUGGCCUCUGUCAGGCGUCCGUUUGUGUCAAGACAGGGCUGAUCGACUGUGCCCUCACCUCUAACGACACCCAGGUCAGCGGCGUAGAAGCGUUCCCCUGCUGGGGCGCUUGA
This is a messenger RNA of Pollicipes pollicipes, 679 nucleotides long. RefSeq names its product disintegrin and metalloproteinase domain-containing protein 10-like. The coding region runs from base 149 to 679 and encodes 176 amino acids. Gene Ontology annotation, molecular function: metalloendopeptidase activity. NCBI's taxonomy places the organism in Eukaryota, Metazoa, Arthropoda, Thecostraca, Pollicipedomorpha, Pollicipedidae. The transcript is spliced from 5 exons. The record is from RefSeq and is a predicted model, not a curated record. Gene Ontology annotation, biological process: membrane protein ectodomain proteolysis; Notch signaling pathway. Gene Ontology annotation, cellular component: plasma membrane.